CAACUUUUAUUUUUACUUUUAUUUUUUACCAUCUCAAGGACCAGCCAUACUUAUAUUUGACAAGAUAACAUGACAGACCACUACAACGAUCCCCCCCACGACACAGUGGAACCCCCCGGCUACCAAUCCUGGCGAACGAACCUAUCCAACAACUUCAGUGAAGCCUUUAGCACCGCCAACGGCGAUGACAACGACAACUUCAAAUUCUGGAAUAACACCGAGGUUAAACUCCUCUCAUUACUGAAGAAAGCACCCAAAAUCUCGCACGAGGUGAUUUUCGGCUGGGACUUGGAUGGGGGCGUUUGGAUCCUUGACCCAACAGCAAAAGUGGACAAAGACAUGAGCAUCUACGCGAAACUACACACUCUGCUCAAAGAGGAGUUUAUGCAUUGGAAUCAGGCGCUAGCGGAGUGUGGUGCUGAAUACUACAAGAACUGGCGUGAUGCUCCAUACGGCCGGGCUGCAGUGGCAGCGCACGCUGAGCCAUGGGGAUACUCGAGGCCGUACUUUAUGACCAAGGAGGCGAUGGAAUCGGCUACGAGAGGGAUAAGAAAUGUGGAUAGAGUGGCUGAGGAUACUCAGGCGAAGUUGACUUGAACUUUUAUGCUGGUGUGUUCUAUAGUACUAUGAUUUCAAUGUUUAAUUGGUAGUUGCGGUUAUCUGUCCAAUGAUAAGACAGACUUAGAAUACCUGACAAUCUGGCAUCGAUAAACUGUUGUCGUUUAUAUAGGCUGCUGCCUAGGAGGCGCAGCCCCCACUAGUGUACGAGGAGGCGGGGUUACAGACUCAUGGUGGGUGAUGAUCAUGCCUGAAGGGGAUGAUGCAGGAGUUAAGCAUAGUUAUGAAAGUGAUGUUAGUAAGACUCUUGAGAUAACAGCUGGAGUGGCCGUGCAGCUUUGGAGUAACUGUUAAAUUGGGAUCACGUGAUAAAAUAACGACGACCACCAAACUUGCAAUCAUGAAGGACCUUGUCCC
Molecule: messenger RNA, 975 nt
Organism: Aspergillus wentii DTO 134E9
Lineage: Eukaryota; Fungi; Ascomycota; Eurotiomycetes; Eurotiales; Aspergillaceae
Exons: 2
Coding region: 70-597 (175 amino acids)
Source: RefSeq, a predicted model, not a curated record